UUUCAUUAUUCCUUUUAUGUCCCUAUCUUUUUCCGCGUUUUUCUUUAUAAGGAUGGAACCCUAAUAACUGUUCAGUAUCAAUCCAUUAAAAAUAUCCAGCCGGAAGUUGCUCAGGUGAAAUAUUAGAGAAGAUGUAUCUCCAGUUUUACAUCAAUGAGAAUGGUGACAAAGUUUACACCACUAAGAAAGAGUCACCACUGGGUUUGGCCACACAAUCUGCUCACCCAGCCCGCUUUUCACCUGAUGAUAAAUUUUCAAGGCAAAGAGUGCUUCUGAAGAAGCGUUUUGGUUUGCUUCCUACCCAAAAACCAGCUCAAAAGUACUAGCCAUUUAUGUUCUCCAGUAUUGCUUUCUACUCGUAGUUAUUAAGGCGUCUUUGUCUAGCCGGUGUUGAUGUGAAUCAAUAAGUUAUGUAUUGUAACUCAGAUUGCAUGUCAACAAUUCAAACCCGCAUCUAGUAUUGAUGUUCUUUUUGGUUUAUUUGACUUGAUGGCGGAUGUAUGUCAUUUAAUUGUUUUCGUAUAUUUAAAAGGAGGCAAAAGGUGCUUCGAAUUUUAUA
Messenger RNA from Solanum pennellii, 559 nucleotides. Its product is annotated as H/ACA ribonucleoprotein complex subunit 3-like protein. Gene Ontology annotation, molecular function: telomerase RNA binding; box H/ACA snoRNA binding. Bases 132 to 326 code for a protein of 64 amino acids. Lineage: Eukaryota; Viridiplantae; Streptophyta; Magnoliopsida; Solanales; Solanaceae. Gene Ontology annotation, cellular component: box H/ACA telomerase RNP complex; box H/ACA snoRNP complex. Gene Ontology annotation, biological process: snRNA pseudouridine synthesis; positive regulation of telomerase RNA localization to Cajal body; ribosome biogenesis. The transcript is spliced from 4 exons. The record is from RefSeq and is a predicted model, not a curated record.